AAGAGCGCAUGUGCGGUAACCACACCGCGACUGCGCCUUGGUCCAUCGGUCACGUUCUUAUCAAUUUGGGUGUACACCAAAGCUCCCAGUUUUAUCUUAAUUCAACAUUCGAUUAGUACAAGCAAUCUUUGAGCGUUUCAUAAAAUGACCGUGGAAUUAUCUUAAACGUACAAGUGUAGGGGGCCAAAUUAGAUUAUAGUGUUUCUGAUGUUCCACCGCAUUGGAAGUUUUGUGUUGUUAAUAUUCCUCAUAUCCCUUGACUCCAGGGACUGUACGGCGAGUGCACAAUAUGAUACUGUUAACAAAAUAUCACUCAACAGUGUUCAAGCCUGGGCUGUCAAGCUUGGUACAGAGCUUUACCACUUCGGCGAGUUCAUCACUAGAAAGAAAGAAGUCCAGGAUAGUUUUAAAUCGGCCCAAAUUGAAUCAAGAGAUGGCGAGAAGUUAGUACAGAGUAUGGCGGACGAUAUCCGCGCCAUGAUGGAGUUAAAAAUCAGCGCAGUCAAAAGAAUCGUAGAGGCCGCUGAGAACAUGGCGUUCGAUAAACAAAAUGAAGUAGUCCCAGAGGACUUCCAAUUCUAUAACAGCAAAGAAAUGGAAGAACCAUACGACGAAUUGACGAUGAUAACUACAACUCCGGAACCCGAUUUUAAUCUAGAAAACUGGAUAGUACGUCCUCCAAGUAAAAGUGCCCAUAUGGCACAGAAUCCACAUUUUUCUAAUAUACCGGUGAAUAUUAACUUUACUAGUGUCCACGUACCUACUAAUGUUUAUGCCUGGGCGCCCGAAGUCAUCAAAGGUAUCCAUUGGUCGGAGGGAUUGGAUACGCAUUUCAUAAACAAUUAUCAAAGUGAUCCCACACUUUCUUGGCAAUAUUUCGGCAGUUCGUCCGGAUUUAUGAGGCAUUAUCCUGCAAUGAAAUGGAGGGCAGACCCUGUUGAUAUUUAUGAUUGUCGAACGAGAGCCUGGUAUAUGGAGGCAGCGGCCAGUCCUAAAGAUGUGGUCGUAUUAGUCGAUCGCAGCGGAUCUAUGACCGGACAGCGGCGGGACAUCGCCAAACAUGUGGUCACCAACAUUCUAGAUACAUUGGGCAACAAUGAUUUUGUUAAUGUCAUGACAUUCGCCGAUACAGUCGAGGAAAUUGUUGAAUGCUUUGAUGAUUCCUUAGUGCAGGCAACUCUAGGAAAUAUACGGGAGUUAAAGUUAGCAUUAGAUAAUUUCGAAACAACAGAAAUAGCAAAUUUUUCCGCGGCGUUAACGAGAGCUUUUACGCUUCUUGAAAUGUAUAGAAAUAAUAGCGGCGGUGCGAAUUGUAAUCAGGCAAUAAUGCUGGUUACUGACGGCGUACCGUACAAUUACAAGGAAAUCUUCGAGGAGUUCAACUGGAAGUACGACACGCCUGUGCGCGUGUUUACGUACCUGAUAGGGCGCGAGGUAAAGGUAGCAGAUGUGAGGGAAGUGAAGUGGAUGGCUUGCGCGAAUCGCGGGUUCUACGUGCAUCUCAGCACGUUGGCGGAGGUGAGAGAACGCGUGUUGGAGCAUGUCAACGUGUUAGCUCGGCCGCUGGUACUGCAGAGAGAGAAGCAUCCAGUCGUUUGGACACCUGUUUAUGCUAACAUUACUGAUCCGAAGGUUGCAGACUACUUAUGGGAACAACGGGAGAGAGCAGAGCAAAAGGAACGCUUCCUCAGUCAGAAAAGGGACAAGGUUCUCUUUAAUUCUGAGAAAGAACAGGAUCGAAGGUGGCGGAUCACACAGAUGAAGCAAGGUCAGUACAGCGAACUGGGUGACUCCCAGUACCAACUUAUGACUUCGGUUUCCAUGCCAGUCUACGAUCUGCGACAUAACGAGUCCGUAGAGGAGAACGGCCAGAAAGAGAUGCGAAUUGCAAAGCUUUUGGGCGUCGCAGGAACUGAUGUGCCACUUUCGGAAAUACAAGCGUUGAUGACUCCAUACAAGAUCGGCGUGAACGGGUACGCAUUUAUUGUGACCAACAACGGCUAUGUGCUCAUUCAUCCGGAUUUACGGCCCGUGUUUCAGCAAAUUUUAAAACCGAGCUACAACAGCGUGGACAUGUUAGAAAUUGAAUUAUUCGACGACGACCGAGGUCCGAGAAACUUUAGCAGAGAAUUGACCGCGUUGAGAAAAGAAAUAAUUGAUCAAAAGACAGGAAACAAAGCUAUGAAUGUUAAAUAUCAUUUGGAUGACAUGAAACGGGUAUCUCGCGCAAGAAGACACAUGUAUUGGACCGGUAUCAGCGACUCUCCCUUCACCCUGGUGGUGACAAUCCCCGAGGGCUACGGCCGCCAUCGCGUCACCCCGCCACCUACCGACGACAUACAUCGAUUAUCACUCACCUCUAAAAAUAUAUCCGCUAGACAAUAUCUCUCUGAUAAAUGGAGCGUGCAUCCUGACUGGUUGUAUUGUCGACACUACGAACGUAAUUUCGCAACACCGGAGGAAGAGUUGCUGUAUUUCUUGGAGCGGGUGGCAAAGCCGGGCUGGCGCUGGCCUGCGAAACCACGCCCGCCUGAACACCACAAGAAUAAACCUGGACAUGAAAAGCACACAAACGGGACUCCGGACGCCAAGGAAAGGAACAAAGCAUCUAACACAACUCCAAGGGUGGAGUAUUAUUGCGAUCACGGACUGAUGCAAGCCUUGGUGUACGACGCAAGAAACACAGCCUGGUUUAACAAGAGCAUUUCCGAUUCGGCGUCAGAUGAAAAAGCGGCGGAAUUCAUCCAACGUUUCGGCUACAUAGUGGCGUUCCUCGCGACUCAUAGCGGCCUAACGCGCUGGCAGACACACCCGCCCAGGGAACAGGAACCCGACAAGCCGGAAUUUGGUAAGCAGUUCCCUCGUGCGAUAGACGAAGUAUGGUACCGCCGAGCGGUUGAACAACACUACGCUGAACCAUUGAGCUACGUGUACAGCGUGCCGUUAAGCACGCCACGUGCCCCGCUCAACGUGAGCGCAGCACUUGUAACGGCCGCGCACGCUGUGCUUCACGGCGACGGACACCGCAAAGCACCCGCAGCCGUUGUCGGCUUUCAGUUCAAACAUGAAAGACUCAGCGAAUGGUUUGAGAAUAUCACCUCAUCGUGUGAACACAACAAGGAGUGCGUGACCUGCCUGUCCGACAACUGGGACUGCUACCUGGUUGACAGCAACGGUUGGAUCAUCGUCAGCGAGGAUCCCUCGCAGACCGGACAGUUCUUUGGAAAAUUCAGGCCAGACAUCAUGCUGCGUCUGGUGGAGGACGAGGUGUACCGCACGGUGCACAUCGUGGACUACCAGGCGGUUUGCUUCCGCGAGAAGAACAUCACCAAUCCAGCUUCGAUAUUAAUAACGCCCUUAGAAAACCUGCGCUUAAUAUUAGCAUGGUUUAUUACAACUACAAUCUGGACAUACAACUCGAUUACCUCAACUUUAGCUCAGGCUUCGAGCUACUCCUUUGAUGACGUCGCAUACCAGAACUACGAGAACGAUGAGGAUACCGAUGACCCGUACAUGUCGCGACAACCUUCGAGAAUUAUGGAGAGAGAUUUCGAAAAGUUGGUCCUCAUAAACCGGACAAGACCAACGCCUUGCGAUCGAGAAAUGUUCCUCUAUCAAUUGGAAUACAAAAACAUAGACGAGAAAUUAAACAGACCUGUCAAGGAUUGUGAGAGACCAUUCUACGCUCAGCUGGUGAAUUACACAAAUAUGUUAUUGAUAGUCGUUGACGCGAUGUGCCCGAAGGUUGAGGCCUCAAUUUUGCCGAUUGAUCCAUCAGAAGUGCAGUACAAUGAAUCUCUGCCGUGUUUAAAACAUAAGCAUCCGCUGUACAGACGACAGCCUACAUCGUGUAUAAGAAACCAUACUGAGGAGAGUAACAUAGACAUGUGCGGCCGCGGCAGCCAGCCUCAGAAGAACUUCUUCUGGAUACCAUUAAUCACUUUAAUAUUGUAUAGUUAUUAAACAUAAACAAGUAUUUGUACCAAAAAAUGAUAAUAAAAAAAUCAAUAUUUAC
This is a messenger RNA of Papilio polytes (common Mormon), 4015 nucleotides long. RefSeq names its product voltage-dependent calcium channel subunit alpha-2/delta-3 (gene stj). The transcript has 26 exons. The record is from RefSeq and is a predicted model, not a curated record. The coding region runs from base 208 to 3963 and encodes 1251 amino acids. Gene Ontology annotation, molecular function: voltage-gated calcium channel activity. Lineage: Eukaryota; Metazoa; Arthropoda; Insecta; Lepidoptera; Papilionidae. Gene Ontology annotation, cellular component: voltage-gated calcium channel complex.